AUGCGUAUUCAUUGGAUUACAAUAAAUCUACAAGAACAAUUAGAGACACGUUUAAAAGAGAGUUUUGCAGUUUGUCAUUUAACAAGCAUUGAUACAAAUGUCGAUUGUACAAUAUCGAAACAUUCCAUUGAACAAUUAAGACAAAUUAUUUCAAUAUAUUUAUCUAUUGAUAAAUUAUCUGAUUUAAUGAUGUUAUAUCGUAAAUUUGUACUACAUGAUCAACUUAGUCAGAUAUUUAUCCCACGACCUGAAUUGACUCAUUCAGGUUCUGAUAAGGAAAUAGCUGCUGAAACUUUGAACUCAAUGUACAGCAAAGCAUUGAAGAUUCUUGAUGCACAACUUUAUCAUGUAAAAGAACAGAUUAUUAGAUGUUCACCUGAAAGCUCAGAACCUUUAUCAGAUUUUGAUUGUUUAGUCGGUGGAUUUUGGCCUGAAACAAUCGAUCUUAUUUGUAAUAAUCUACCGGAAAUAUUUUCUCCAGGUCAUCCAGACAGAUUUUAUUCAUUAUAUACUGUAAGUAUGAAUUUUAUUGAAGCGGUUGAAACAAAAACCUGGUCAACUAAACAACUUGUCAAUUUACGUAAUCAUCCAUCUUAUUCAAUGUUUAUAAAUAAAUGGAGUCUACCAGUGUACUUUCAAAUCAGAUUCCAAGAAAUAGCCGCAAAUGUUGAAAAUACUAUGAAGAAGGGUUUGAUAAAGAUUGAAGAAAGUCGAAACUCUUGUUUAAUUGAAGUUACCGAAGUAGUUAUCUGUCAAUUGAAUCGUUGUUGGGAAAAAGGAAUUUACGUAGAUAAGUUAAUGCAUAGAUUUUGGAAAUUAACUCUGCAAAUAUUAAGUCGUUUUUCAAGUUUUAUUGAUGAACAAAUAAAAUCUGCUCAAGAGAACAAGGCUAAUACUUCUACUACUACUACUACCACAAGUCCAACGUCUGAUUCAACUUUACCAACAAGAUCAACCGAUUACUUUCCUGAAUUGUUAAUCUACUUUUUUGUUGAUUGUUUUCGAUUGGUCGAUUAUGUUCGUUUAGAAUUGAAAGAGCAAAUUUUCACUUGUCUUAAGCAACGCCUCACAACACAGACGAUGAAUAAUGAUGACAGUGUAAACUAUGAAACUACAUUAAAUGAGUGUUUGGAGCAAUCAUGUGAACGUCUAAUUAAAUCGAUCGAUUCGAUAAUGGAUCUUAUCAUUCAAAAAAUUCAACAAAUUUGUUCGAAUAGUAUUCGUCAAGUACUGGAUAUACCACGUCAAUACCGUUGGACUAAUCGAGACUUUCCUUCGCAUGCAUCUUCAUAUGUAUCAAAUAUUAUAAAUCCUUUAAUGAAACUCAAUAGUUUAGGCUCAUGUUUAUCUCAGUCGAUUCCUAAUGCACAACCAGCUUUAUGUACAUUAAUACAGAAAUGUGUCACAAAAGUUACGCAUGACUAUACAGUUCAACUAUCUGAAGUAUCAACAUCAGUAAGAAAAAUGGAAGAUAGCUUACGACGAUUACGCAAUGUUAGACAUGGUAGUUCACAAAUUUCCAACCAAUCUCAAUCUGUUAACGAUAGUGGUAAAUUUCACUCAGAUGAUAAAAUUCGUCACCAAUUGUACUUGGAUGCUAAAGCAUAUAGUGAUCAGGUAAAGAAUUUUUGGAGUUUAGAUCGUGAAUGUACCUGUGAAUUGGAUGAUUUUAUGGGACAAAUAGACACAACUCGAACAGAAGCAAAUGUUUGUAAUAUGAAUACUAUCCUAACAGUUAGUCAAGAGUGA
Schistosoma turkestanicum is the source of this 1749-nucleotide messenger RNA. The record is from the annotation of a GenBank genome assembly. NCBI's taxonomy places the organism in Eukaryota, Metazoa, Platyhelminthes, Trematoda, Strigeidida, Schistosomatidae.